AUGGAUGGACUUCUCACUGCUGUCAAAACAGUCAAGCAUGACGAGCAAGACUUACUGACAGAAAAUGAUGCAAGGCAUCAUGCAAAAUCGAGUGAUGUGGGGCUGAGUCAUCAAGGUGAUGGUGAUCCUUCAUCUGCAGACUAUAUUUUAGAAGUUCUGAAGUCAAAGCCGGACCAUGAUCAACUCUUUGACGUCUUGACAAAUAUUGACCCUUCAAAUAAGUCUAGAACUGCCAACGUCGACAUCAGAGUCCCUGGUCCAGCCACGGCACUGAUUCUGCAACAGCUAGUCAGCACGACUGUUCCAGACCAUUGGAGCAGUCUACAAGAUAGCCAUGCUGAAACAGGGCGCAGGACAAAAGGCCACAGACUAAGGGCAGCUCUACUGAGAUGCCUCUGCAGCGUACCUGGUAUCAGUGCGAUAGUGGCCCAGUUGCGCAAUCUACUAUCGGUCCAGGUCACCCAGGGCGAAAAGAACUCUGGAAAAAGUCUGGUCAUUCGAGACACUAUAUCUGUCCUGUCAGCCCUCUUAAAACCCAAGGAUGCAUUGUUUCGCAUUUACGCGGAUAUCACUGCUACGUAUGAUAAGGCAGUCCAACGACAAAUUGCUUGCAAAGAGCUUAUUUCUCUUAUUGCGGCCGGAAGAGUUCUGUCAACAGCUGCAGAAGGUCUUGCUUCCGUUAGCGACCUAGAUAGUUCAGAGGGUAUUUCUUGGGUGGGCGAAGGCAGCUCUUACGCGUCGUGGCUGGGGCAAAGCAUCAGCACCUUUAUUUCAAAAAUUAAUUCCGAGGAUCACGAUAGUUGGAAGUCAGUUGGUCUUAUGGUCGGUCGAGCACUGAGUCUUGGUUAUACCGACCAGUUAAUUAGGGAAAUCUAUUCUGGGGUGCUACGCGAGCAGGAAUCUUCAGUGCAGUUCAGGAGGCUUCUUGAGAACGUCCGCGUCCCAGAACAGACGGCAAUAUUCGAGGCUGUUCUCCGUGAUGUCGAGAAGAAGUAUUUUGAAGGAGAACUCCCGAGUGACAGGCCGGAAAUCCAGCCGGAUAAUGAGAUUAUCGGGGGAGUUGCAGCAUUAUGUGCAAACGCUGUAAUUGAGUUGUUUACAACUAGUCUCGGGAAUUUCGGUGAUAAGUUCUACAUUAAGCACACACCAACGCAGAUUCAGGAAGCGAACGCGCAAAUCGUCCUUCUCUCGGCUGGAUAUGUUAGUCGGAUAUCUCCGCCUACUAUCCGUGAGAUCGGCCAUUCCAGUCUAUAUCUCAAUGCAGUUUCCAAUCGCCUUGCAGCAUCCUCGGCCAGAAGCCGAUUCCUGGGCAUGGUAGUCGGUAUGGCCAUUUCUCAGUUGAUAGAACCGCCGGGCAAGGGGAUGAGAUUCGACCUGGAAGAGAUGGAAAGCGAAGAGGCUCGAUGGUAUUUGGAUCUCGUCAACGUCCGAGAUACGGUCGACACUCUGCAGACUUUGAUUAUCAAAAGCCAGACGGUUUCUCAGCAUAAAACGAAGAAAAUCACGAAGGAAUCGGUGAAGCCUUCGGUUCCUAAACGCCCACAGACUAUUGGUCAUACAUCGAAGAUUGUCUCGAUUGAGGAGAUAGACGACUCUGAAGAGAGCGAAGACGAGGAGUUCAUCCCGUAUGAAAAGCCAGACUCUGACCCUGAAGACUCAGACGACGAUCCCACUCUGAUCAAUCGAUCGAAGCCAACUGCGCCAGUGUAUAUUCGGGAUCUAGUAGCAGCUCUCCGGGAUACGGAAAAUGCAGACAGGUAUAAUCUCGGCGUUACAACGGCGCCUGCUCUAAUCCGUCGAAAGGCCGGCUUCGGCACAGAGAUAGCGGAGCAUGCAGAGCAACUGGCACUUGUUCUGAUCAGUCUCCAAGACAAGUACAAGUUACCGAAAUUCCACGAGUACAAGCUCCAGAGCAUGAUUGCCCUGCUAGUUGCUCAACCGCUCCGGAUGGGGCGCUGGUUUUCUUUAACCUUCUUCGAUGCAGACAUAUCCCAAGCGGAACGAUCCGCGAUGCUCACAGCCCUGGGACUAGCUGCGCGCGAGUUAGCCGGCUAUGGUGAAGAGGAUGCGCGGUCAAUGGGCCUGCCCGCAGUAUCAGAUACAUCUUUCCCGACGAAGAAGCUUCCCACGGGUCUGCAGGAGAUGUAUCUCACAGACGAGUCUCCUGUAUCUGCUCUCACAAAGAAACUCUCACAGGCAUCACUACAGCCUCUGGCGCUAGAUGCAGCAGACGCCCUAUCAGGUCCAAAUGCUCUCAAAGUCCGGACAUUCUCCUCGCGCAUGGAAGUCGAGAAGCGACGCCAGCAGCGCGAGGAGCAGCGAAAGAAGUCUGUGCUCAAGGAUCUCCAUCGGACUCUUACAGAGGGAUUCUUCUACCCUUUGACAAGCAGAUUCACGACAAUGAUGAUGCAAUAUCAUAGAUCAGCAUCCGCAACAUACAAUCCCUUCCUAACGCCUCAUUUGCUCCGCCUCUUCCUUCAAACACUUACCCUCAUCCUGUCAACUCUGGGCCCAUACACUCCCUCUCUCCCCUCUCUUACCCAGGAGACUCUUGCCCUCCUUAUAUCCUUACACUCCAACGCGGUUGCCACCGAGACGGCCGUGCUCCCGGCCCUGCUCUCCCUCUUCCUCGCGACGAUUGAUGUCAGCGUCGCAUCGGGCACGUCGGGGGAAGAAAGGCUAGUCACCGAGUUCGCUACGCAGGUGAUGGAGCUCCGCGAGUGGGUUGGGGAAGUAUUUGAUCGCGUUCCUGCUACGAAGGGCGGGGAGGAAGAGCAGGUGAGGAUGGUUGCCGCGGGAGUGAUGGUCAAGCUUGGAGAAGUGCUAGAGAGGUAUCAGGGAAGGUUGAUGGGUGUGAAUGUUGGGUUUGAGUAUUAG
This is a messenger RNA of Paecilomyces variotii, 2877 nucleotides long. Its product is annotated as telomere length regulation protein-domain-containing protein. NCBI's taxonomy places the organism in Eukaryota, Fungi, Ascomycota, Eurotiomycetes, Eurotiales, Thermoascaceae. Gene Ontology annotation, biological process: protein stabilization; telomere maintenance via telomerase. The record is from RefSeq and is a predicted model, not a curated record. The transcript has 6 exons. Gene Ontology annotation, cellular component: cytosol. Bases 1 to 2877 code for a protein of 958 amino acids. Gene Ontology annotation, molecular function: telomeric repeat DNA binding; Hsp90 protein binding.